UGGGGAUGGUUCUGCAUGGGGGGAGGCCAGUAAUGCCAAGUGGAUCUGCAACAUAUUUUGCCUUCAAAUGCCAUAAUUUCUCUCUCCUCUCCUUUUAUAUCUACCUGCAAUCAUCCUCUCCUGCUUCUUGGCUACCGUACCCUAUUUCUGCCUUGUUCUUUCCUUUCUGUGCUCUAUUUGCCUCCCUCUUAUCUGAUCCCAUCAAACCUAGAUCUUCCAUUCCUAACUUCUGCUCAACUCUCUGAUUGAUGAACCUCUUCUAUCCCUGAAUAAUUUGAGCAGAGUGAAAAGCUGAGUGUCUGUCAGAGGCCUCUGCUCUAUGCAAGUAUUCCAGUUCUGUGGAUAUGCCCCAGAAGGAUCCCUGCCAGAAACAAGCCUGUGAAAUACAGAAAUGCUUGCAAGCCAACAACUACCUGGAGGCUAGAUGUGAGGCUGUGCUCCAAGAAAUGCGAAGAUGCUGCGCCCAAUGCCCCAAAGGCAGAUCCAUCUGUUGUUCGGGGUUUGAGAAAGAGGAAAGAGAGAGGGAGAAGCUUAAGGCAGCUUCAAAUGGGAAUCAUGCAGCACCACAGUAACAGGCUGCAGCUCCAGGAGGUUAUGGAGCGUGGCCCUCUCCUCAAAGUAGCAUGCAAGUGGCAAAUAAUAAACAAACCUUCAGAGCUAAACUAUGAGGUUCACGCUGGAGUGGAGGCCACCUCGAGGAAUAAAACUGUUAAAAUAAUGCGUUAUUCAGACUGAUAAGGAAGCCAGAGAAGAAUCCAUCAUAGAAUAAAAUGUCCUGUGCACCAAAUGUAAAAUGCAAUACAACAGAGGGGCUGUUCAAAGGAUUCUGUUUUCUAUCCCAAACUAUUGUGACUUAGUUUGUUUCUGAUGCUUAAUGUAUUCAGUAAUCCAUUCUCAGAAUAAGAAUUUGAGGGUGAAAUAAAACU
Molecule: messenger RNA, 926 nt
Organism: Terrapene triunguis (Three-toed box turtle)
Lineage: Eukaryota; Metazoa; Chordata; Testudines; Emydidae
Gene: CMC4
Product: C-X9-C motif containing 4
Exons: 3
Coding region: 345-572 (75 amino acids)
Cellular component (GO): mitochondrial intermembrane space
Source: RefSeq, a predicted model, not a curated record